This is a messenger RNA of Lachancea nothofagi CBS 11611, 2790 nucleotides long. NCBI's taxonomy places the organism in Eukaryota, Fungi, Ascomycota, Saccharomycetes, Saccharomycetales, Saccharomycetaceae. The record is from the annotation of a GenBank genome assembly.
AUGGUAGGGGACUUCAAUACCGAUCUUACCAAGUCCUCAGACCAUGCGGCUCGCAGGAAAUCGUCAACUAUAAAACAUGCGUUGACUAGCAUGAUACGAACAGGGUCAAAUAACUCAAACCUCACGAACAAUCAUCUACGGCCUGGUUCUCAAUCUGGAGCCUCCUCUACUGCUGCUAGCCAUGGGCCAAUCCCAUCGUUUCACAAUCCCUUGAUGGCAUUUGGUGGCUCGCCGCGCCUUUCUCACCAUAUUGAAGACCAUGGGGUAGCGCCUAACGAACUGGCUCUAGCCGAGAACAGUCCUAAGCCACUACUUAGCGAUGACGAAUACGAGGAGGCAGAUAUCGAAUGGGAAGAGAAUCUGUCAGAGCCAGAGGAUCUACAAAGUCAUUUCAGUUUUAAUAGUUCGAGGUCGCUUGCCAAUAUCCCUAUCGGCCACAAGUAUCUGCUCGAGUACCUGUCCGAAAGAGGCUUCCUACAGCCAAAGAAUCUGACUUCAGAUGGAGGCAUCAGCAUAUAUAUGGCCACUUCCUCGGAAGUAGUUUUUCUUCCUACGGUAUCAUCUCAGGAUGAUGAGUAUUUAACUCAUUUGGCAAUGAUCAAUGGAAGCGAAACUUCUCCCGAAGCAGCUCUUACCCCAAUUGAGUCGCUGACCACUGAGCAACAAGUUACAACGGAAAGUGCUUCAACAGCACCAGAGACAUCUUCGAUUGAUGCAGAUGGUAAAAAUGUUCUCUUUAAUAUUGCUGUAAUAGUUUCAUUCAAGAAAGCUACAGCAUUAACAACUCUGAAAGCUGAGCUGUACUCCAGGGCCCGAAUAUAUUGGCAACAUGGGGUACCGCCAGAAAAAAACACCAAUGAGGAGUAUUACACCAUAGGAGAACUGAAUUGGGAACUCACCGAUCAGAAUUACAACCUUUACGUACCCCAUCACCUCUCUACUAAAGAUAAGAUUGUUGAGAAUCCGGACGUACAAGUCAAACCGACUUUGUUCAAAAAUAAAGAUGAUUUACUGUCACAAAAAUACCGGGACAGAAAGAAAUCCGAUGCGUCCUUCGCUUCCUCCUUUCAUAACACCGUCGACCCCCAGACUUUCGAGCCAGGGGAAUACGUUUUCCUACUACCGGUUUUUUUCUCAAGCAAUAUUCCCGAAACUGUUUACCUGCCUUCCGGUCGAAUCAGCUAUAAUUUUCGCUGUGCAUCAAAACUCUCGCCCAACAACACUGCACCUGUCGAUUCCAAGAGUGAUAUAUCAUCCUCUAACUCUGGUAUGUCUCAUACUUCAGAAGACCGCAACAUUGAGAACUCUAAUCACAACAAAUUCUCUAGCAACAAGCUUUUGAGAAAAGUGCGAGAUCAAUUCCAAAAUACAUCAAAUGAUAGAUCGGCAAAUUCUCGAAGAGAUAUCAUCAGAGGUGAUCGUGCUAUUAAAGUAGUGCGAAUCCCUCCAAGCAUAUCAGAGUCUACAGCUGAUAAGCCUGUUUACAUCAAUAGAGUUUGGAAUGAUGCACUGUCUUACGAAGUGUCUCUUGCUAAAAAAUACGUUCCCGUGGGAAGCAAAAUUCCGAUUAGAAUAAAGUUGGCUCCAACCAGUAAAAAUAUCUCAAUUAAAAGAGUUCGAGUGAGUGUCAUUGAGAAAAUUACUUAUGUUUCGAAGAAUUUGAAGUAUGAGUUCAAUCAGACGGAAGCCAUUGCAAAUGACCCUUAUAAUCCAUAUUAUUCAGAAUUCGUUUGCAGGCGGAAGCAAGAACGAAUUUUGCCACUGUGGGAAAUAAGAUCGAAGGAGAAGGGCAGCAAAGCUAUGAAGGAGGAUGUUGUAAAUAACUGCCGCUCAGAGAAUUUGUUGUCAUACUGCUCCUAUCCAUCAGAAGACAAAAACACUGAUCUGGUGGAUGCCUUAACUAUUGAAUCAACUUUAACAUUUCCCAAAUUUAUGACUUUGGAUAGAAAAACUUCGAAAAGUGUUCCCCCUUAUGGUAUUGACGAAUUCUCGAGUGUAAACCAAACAAUUGGUGGUACGGGCGGGGCCUCUUCUAGAAGAAACAGUACAGCAUCUGGAGUGAUUGGAUUUCUCGCCGGUCGUAGAGUUAGUACGCCAUUUGCUUCCCGUCGUGGCUCCGCUGCCGGUCCUGUAGAGCCUGCCAGAUCAAAGACAACGUUCAAAUCCGGCUCUGACGUGGCAAUAAAUGCGCACACUCGGCUGAAUGAGCCUAAACGUGGAUUAUAUUUAGAUUGUGUCAGCUUCAAAAAUAUCCAUGUCACACACAAACUGGAAAUUAUGUUGCGCAUCAGUAAGACAGGCGCCAAAACUGCUAAUGGUGAAAAGCACUAUGAAGUCUUAAUUGACACACCAAUAUUUAUUGUUUCCGAUCUCUGCGGCGAUUCGAAUACCGAACUACCAACUUACGAUGUAGCGGUUCAGCAGAGCUCCCACGAAGACUUUCUUCCUCCGUCGUUUGAGGAAGCUGUUUCUGUCCCAGGCUCGCCGUUAGCAUCUCCGAUGGGAUCUCCAAACUUGCAGUCCUCCUAUGAUCCCGAUGAUUUAUCUAUUCAGCAGUUGUCACUUUCUAGAGCUACCACACAAAACCAUUCUGCAGAGCCUUCAGUGCUGAAUGCUCCUAGAGCUUCUGGCCGGCGAUUCAGCAAUAUUGACUGCCUUAUGAAUUCUCCUGUGAGUGGCCCGUCAUCACCUAUCUUUAGGAAGGGGUAUGAGAUGGGCCCUUCGAACAACGCUUCACACCUGUACGAUCCACUGAGUGAUGACGGCGGCCUGCCAAAAUACGAAAAGUAA